Molecule: messenger RNA, 447 nt
Organism: Rotaria sp. Silwood1
Lineage: Eukaryota; Metazoa; Rotifera; Eurotatoria; Philodinida; Philodinidae
Source: the annotation of a GenBank genome assembly
AUGAAAAUGAUUACAGAAAGAUACAAUUGUCAAAUCGAUUUUAUCGAUGUAAAAAUUCAAAAUGAAAUUAUUAUUUUACCAAAAAGUAUAAAUUCAUCGACAACAGAAUUAACACCGAGAUAUUUAAUUGAACAAUCGAAUCAAUUCUAUUCAAGUAUAGCAAUAUUGAAAAAAGUAUCUAUUUCAAAUUUUGAAAUCGAAAUUCAUCGAACAGCGAAUAGUCGUGUAUCAAAGAUAGAUAUCCUAAUUAUUACAACGGCUAAAGAUGCGAUAAAAGAAAGUAUUGAUCCAACAAGUCGCGGUCUUUAUUUUGAGAAUGAUAUUGGUAGAGGAAUUUUAUUUAUGCCAUGGACACCAUUUACUAUAUCGAAGCUUGAUAUAAAUCAGACGAAUAAUGAUUUUAGAAAAUCAAUAAAUGGUUUUAUUUGGACAACAUUGAAAAAGUGA